Molecule: messenger RNA, 882 nt
Organism: Lentinula edodes (shiitake mushroom)
Lineage: Eukaryota; Fungi; Basidiomycota; Agaricomycetes; Agaricales; Omphalotaceae
Exons: 4
Coding region: 1-882 (293 amino acids)
Source: RefSeq, a predicted model, not a curated record
AUGUCUGCUGCAUUGUACUCUGAAGAUGACGAGGACGAUUUUCUGUCUUCUCUGAAGACUCGGAGUGGCUCUUCAAGUUCUACCUUGUCUUCACGUCCUAAUACGUGCGAACGAGCGGAGGCUGCUGAACGCAGUGAUCGCUACAAACUGGCUGUGGAAGUCCUCAGAACUGUCUAUCAUGAAUUCUACGAUGAGCACGUCAGAUUGGCACAGGAGGAAAUCGACAAAUUGAAAUUUUCCAACGAGCCGCUACUAGAGGAGUCACCUUGGAUCACCUUUUUUAACAGUACAGAUGGUGAAGAACAGGUCAUUCAACUCGGGGAAGUGCAUACUAUCAUCUUAGAAAAUGCUUUUGACGAUUCCGAAGAAUUAUACUAUUACUGCUGUGCUCCUGCAUCGCAGAAUAUGGAAGAACUGGAAUUUUUUACAAACUUUGUACCACACGCUGAUGCACCUGAGUUCGAUCUGGAUGAAUUCUUGGCCUGGGAUGAAGAUGCUCGAGAUUCAUUUUCAUUUCCAUGGCAAAACCUGGAAGAUCCUGACCGAGAUAUCAUAGAUGUUGAGGUUGCACGAAUUCUUCACUACAAGCAUCAAUUCACAUUUAAGGAGAUCGAUAAAUUGGGAUUAUUGCGUCUUUCACUCCGAGGUCCCAAUGACAAUCCGGAAUCUGGUUUGAUUUGGAUGAAUUCUCAAAGAGAAACUAUUGAAUGGCAAUCAUCUUGCUCUGCGAAGCUUCAAUUACCAAGAUUUCCGACCAAUUUCUCUCAUGGCACACUUCUUGAGGCAAUAAAUGCUGGUGUAUAUCAUUUCUGUGCUAAUCUCAACUGCAUCACUUCUCAUUGCGCUACACAUUAUACCGGUGACAUUCGGAAACGCAGUUAG